Messenger RNA from Aedes aegypti (yellow fever mosquito), 2282 nucleotides. RefSeq names its product Krueppel-like factor 3 (gene cbt). Gene Ontology annotation, biological process: regulation of transcription by RNA polymerase II. The transcript is spliced from 2 exons. NCBI's taxonomy places the organism in Eukaryota, Metazoa, Arthropoda, Insecta, Diptera, Culicidae. The coding region runs from base 425 to 1735 and encodes 436 amino acids. Gene Ontology annotation, molecular function: RNA polymerase II cis-regulatory region sequence-specific DNA binding; DNA-binding transcription factor activity, RNA polymerase II-specific. The record is from RefSeq and is a predicted model, not a curated record.
AACCCUAAACAAAGGCUUACAACAUUCUGUGCCGUCGAAGAAAGCGGACGUGUAAGGUGAAAAGUGCGAAUUUUGGCUCUCUUGCCCAAAAAGGCCUCAAUCAGGGAGGAAAUAAGUGAAUUGCAAAAGCAAGUGCAAGUGCGCGUCGACAGCCAAGAAAAGUGAAUUCAACCAAGAGAGAAGUUACAGGUUGAAACAGAAAUCAGUUCAAAUUGAAACGUGUUCCAAGGAAGAGACAAGUGUUUCAGCAGAGCAAACUGUGGAAAAUAGUAUGUUGAAUUGAGGAAAAAAUUCAAACAGAGCAGAGCUGAAAGUGCAAACGAAAAACGUUCAAGUUGAUACAAGUGGAAAAAAAACGUUGAUUUUUGGCGGAAGCAGUACCCGUAAAGCAGGAAUAUAAAUCUACCGCAAGUCAGUGUACUAGAUGGAGGAUACUGGAAUACUACUGUCUCCUCCGGCAACGCCACCACUGGAAAUUGGCAGCAAAGAUCCCAAGACCACUACGGAAAUCAAGCAAGCUCUAAAGCGCAAAUUGGAACAGAAUCAAGCGUCACCACGUGUUGCAGACAUGUUGACUAAGGGUUUUACCACACCCAACCACUCUGAUCUAUCGGAGGAUGAAUCUGAUCUCCCACCGAGGAAGCGUCUGUAUGUGCGCGACCCGGUUCAACUGGAGCAGCACUAUCAUCACACAUCGCUGACUCCACCGCCGUCGGACUUUUCUGGAUCCGAGGACGAAAACACCAAAUCCGCCGAUGAUGCUCUGCAUUCAGCUCAACCACAACGCGAGAGCGUCAUCAUGCGAAUUAACAAGGAUGGUUCUUGCACUUCGGCGAAGGAACCAGACACAAAUCUGAACGUAUUUCGCAGCGUCAAGUACAAAAUGGGCCGUCGUUCGCCGUUCCAACCCAUGGAGUCACAAGCCGUCGAACAACAACCUAUCAGUAGCCAGAUCCAGGAUCGUAUCACGUCGCGAGAACCUUCGGAGGAAUUCAGCGUUGCGCCUGUCGCUCCUGUUACCCACCCUAGUCGAGUAUUAGAGCACAGCCAACAGUAUGUACCUGUCGUUCCUUCCGUAGUACCUGUUGUAGCACCGACAAUGCAGGCUCCUGCUCCCAUGCUGAAACCUGCACCUCCAGUUAAGCCAGCAACCUCGCUUCCUGUGAUAGCUCCUAAAAUUCCACAACUCAUCCUCGCCACCCCGAAUGGCUUCGUUCUGGUUCCUCCGCAAAUCUCACAGAACCUACUCGGUCAAACCAACGGCAAAGCACUUCUGGUCCCUCAGCCGUCCAGUGCUGCUUCCGUUCCUGCCCCAGCCGCUCCCCAGAAACCAGAACGCAGACGAAUCUACGAAUGCGAACACCCGAACUGUGGCAAAAACUACUUCAAAUCCAGUCACCUGAAGGCUCAUCAACGCAUUCACACCGGCGAACGGCCCUUCAUUUGCAAGUGGCCAGACUGUGGCCGUCGAUUCUCCCGCUCCGACGAGCUGUCCCGCCACAAGCGAACCCAUACAGGAGAGAAGAAGUUUGUCUGUCCCGUCUGUCAGCGCCGAUUCAUGCGCUCUGAUCAUCUGUCCAAACACGUCAAGCGUCACAACAAGGACAAAGGUCAGAAGGGUCAACAGCAGCAGCAGCAACCGCAACAGCCACAACAACAACCGAUCUACCCGAUAUCGGUGUACCCGGACGCAGCCGUCCCGGUGCAGUUCGUCACGGCGGGCCCAGUUUUCUAAGUCUCUGUGUUUAAAGUGUGUUUUACAAGUCUUGUAAAUACUUUAUCGGAACUGACUAGAUCUUAGCUUGCGUGCGCUUGUUAGCGCUCGCGCUUCUAUUGUUUGUGUGCUGUCCCUAUCUUUCUUCGUGGAACCUUUCCUCUAUGAGCAAGGAAGGAGAAAGAGAGAUAACGUUCAUUCCAGGUUGCAAAUCUAUCAAUAUCUGUACUACUGUUACUCGAACUGGGAGCGGGGUUUAGAUGAAGGCAUCAGAGACAGAGUUGCUAGUUUCGUUUUCAGGGACUUUGACAGCGUUUUUUUGUUAUCGUUUUUGUCAAUGUUUUGAGUUUCCUUUAUCCUAUGUUUAUAAUAUAAUAUAAAACAUCUGUGAUCGUUUAAAAUUACUUUAAAGCUAAGAGAGGAUGUAAUGGUCGUUUUACUAAUCUUAACGAGUUUUAGUAACUUAUUUAAAACUAUAGAAUGAAAGAGUGUGAGUUAAGAUGUUCACCUAUUUGUUCAAAAAAUCUAGAACUGUUAUAAAAAUAUGUUUUAUUCGUAUGAGAAAAAA